AUGCGUUUGUUCAGACUCCUACCUGUGACCGUCUUGGUGGCUUGCUGUUUGGCAACCCCGCCUGUUGUCGUUCGACGUGAUACACCGCUGAGGUAUCGCGUCGCUCCAGACGGUAAAACUAAGAUCGCACUACCCACAAAGGAGCAGCUUGAUUUCCAGGACAACGAGAUCGGAGCCCUUAUACACUUCGAAAUGGCUACGUAUACGGGGAGUGAACCCUGCCCUUCGCCUCUCCCUGAGCCGUCGGUCUUCAAUCCUAGUUCGAUUGAUACGGAUCAGUGGAUGGUCUCAAUCGCUGCUCUAGGCGCAAAGUUUGCCACGUUGACCGCUAAACACAAUUGCGGGUUCACGUUGUGGCCUAGCAAGGUCAAAUUUCAGACUUCUAACAAACAGAUUAUUUCCUACAACUACACCGUCGAGCAGUCUCCUGUCCAUGGCAUGGAUAUUGUGAAGAGUUUUGUGGACUCCGCACGGGCGCGCAACAUUGGACCUGGCCUUUACUACAGUGUGCCAAACAAUAAGUUUCUGAAUAUACACGACCAUAAGUUCGGCCCUACACCUGUGGGGCCGGGACAAGUCAGCGUUGACAGACAGGCGUACGAUCAGCUUGCUAUUGAUCAGAUGACGGAGCUGUGGACUAAAUACGGGAAGUUUACGGAGAUCUGGUUCGAUGGGAGUUAUCUCGACAGUCAGAUUGGGGGGAUUAAGAGCCUCCUAGAAGCCCAUCAGUCUCAAGCGGUUGGUUUCAAUGGAUGCACAGCACAAGGCCGUUGCGUUAUUGCAAACCCUGCUCGAUGGAUAGGAAAUGAGGACGGAAACGCGCCGGAAGAGAAUUGGUCGAGUGGCCUGGAACGCAAUGGAGACAGCUCUAGCCCCCACUUCUGUCCGGCAGUGUGUGAUACCACCCUGCAAGCUGGCAGGCGCUGGUUCUUUGGUAAGGGGCAGUCAUUGCGAUCGUUUCGAGACAUGGUCGACGUCUACCACAAUUCAGUGGGACGAAAUUGUGUUCUGGAAUUGGACGUCACCCCCGAUCAGCGUGGCCUCAUUCCCGAUGACCACGCCGCACUUUACAAGCGCUUGGGCGAUUUCAUCAACUCAUGCUAUGGCAACCCCAUCGAUACGGGGGCGAAACACACAGUGCACAACAACGGCACCUAUUCUAUAUCGUUCGAAUCUCCGACAUCCAUAGACCGCAUUGUAUUGAUGGAGGAUCAGAGGGAUGGUCAAGUGAUACGUUCCUACCAAGUCCAAGCGAAGGUUGUGAGCGCAGGGGAUUCUGGCGACCUGUCUACUGUCCCCUGGAGCUUGGUGUCGAAUGGCACCAGUAUUGGCCAUAAGAAGAUCGACAUCUUCGAAAAGGGUGUUAUCAACGUGACUGGGGUCAUGAUUAGCCCUACAUUCGUCGAUACUCCGAAAUGGCGGUCGGUUUCAGUCCAUCUGUGCCUUCAAUCGAGUAGCGCAUAUUCGGAGAUUCAAGCCGAGGCGUACACUUCCAAAAACGGGACAAAUGUUGAGCAGACCUCGGAUACUGGCGGCGGCGAUAACGUCGGAUGGAUUCACAAUGGUAACUGGCUUGGUUUUCGCCAGGUUGACUUUGGCGGCAACGGUGCUACCAGGUUUACUGUGAGGGUCGCUUCCGGUGCGAGCAGUGGUAUCAAGGGCGUGAUCCAUGUUGCGCUGGACAGUCCAACUUCCACACCGAUUUGCAGCCUCGCCGUCUCGAACACCGGUGGUUGGCAAAGCUGGAAGAGCAUCUCAGCCGGCCUCAACACCGUGACUGGAGUACACGCUGUCUACUUGACAUUUACGAGCGACCAGGCGGCCGACUUCGUUAAUGUCAACUGGUUCAAAUUUUCUCAGUGA
This is a messenger RNA of Pochonia chlamydosporia 170, 1863 nucleotides long. RefSeq names its product glycoside hydrolase family 29 protein. The coding region runs from base 1 to 1863 and encodes 620 amino acids. The record is from RefSeq and is a predicted model, not a curated record. Gene Ontology annotation, biological process: glycoside catabolic process; fucose metabolic process. Gene Ontology annotation, cellular component: lysosome. Gene Ontology annotation, molecular function: alpha-L-fucosidase activity; carbohydrate binding. Lineage: Eukaryota; Fungi; Ascomycota; Sordariomycetes; Hypocreales; Clavicipitaceae. The transcript has 4 exons.